This is a messenger RNA of Anopheles coustani, 2089 nucleotides long. RefSeq lists its product as uncharacterized. The transcript is spliced from 3 exons. The record is from RefSeq and is a predicted model, not a curated record. The coding region runs from base 1 to 2046 and encodes 681 amino acids. NCBI's taxonomy places the organism in Eukaryota, Metazoa, Arthropoda, Insecta, Diptera, Culicidae.
AUGAAUACAAAAGCUUCAAAGAAUAGUAAGAAGGCUCAAAUCAAAGCGAAUAUUAGUAAUAGUUAUAGUAUUUCGCUCACCAAAGAAAAAAAGCGACAGUUGAUGCGGCAAAUCCUUCGACUGGUACAUCAGCGCAAUGUGUUUUCAGAAGGAGAUGUCCGUGUUACGUGCAACUAUCUGAACCAGUGCUUUGAACCCGAACUAGACUCUAUACUUUUAGCGAUGGAGAUCAUAUCGCUGCUUUUGUCUCGCCGAGUGGCGGAGACUGAAGUUAUUCAAUCGUACCGCAAACUGCUAUCGUACGUUUCGGGCAUGCUUCACGAAUCGAACUGUAGUAAGAUUGCUGCUCAUUUCACCAGUAUAUCGAAGAUGGCUCUGCAAAGUGAAAACAUUUCACACGAAAGCUUUCCAGUUUCUUUGAUAAAGUGUAUCUUGGUACUGAUGUGUCGAUUACCGGUCAGUCGGGUAAAUGAAAGAACCAUUAUCCUCGAAGCAUUACGUACUACCCUGCAAUGGGGCAGGCAUUCGGCAAAGCUGUACAGUCAAUUUGAACUCGGAUCCCUCGUAAGAAGUGCGUUUGCUUUUGCGGGUCAUCUGCAGGACGACUUUGCUGCGAUUACGGAAUUAAUAGCUUUAGCACGUCAUAUUCUCGACACCUUCUGCACCCCUCCAUCCAACGAAGUUCAUCCCGUGCAGGUGUUACUGCGAUCUACGUAUGAUAAAAUCUUUACCCGCUUGGUAUCUGAAUGGACCGAUAUACGAUGCUACGAGACGUUGCUGUACGUGCUCUUCGAUCUGCUUAAGCGCGAUAUCUGCAUUCAUCUUAAGCUGGAAAUUGUCCGGAAAGUAGCGGAUGCAGCCGGGGGCGGUAUGCGGCGACUGGUACGCUUGCUGGCUGUCCCGAAGCACCUGAGAGUAGAGCAUCUACUUUGCAAACUUAAAACUAUUCUUACGAUCAUACUUGCCCAUAGUUUGUUCCGGUAUGAACCGACGAAACGUACAUCCGAUUUUCAUGUACUUUUAAAGGCGGUCAAAACUAUCGUUGAUGGUGUUAACUUUGUGGAGCUGGUGAAGGCAAAAUUUCUUUGUCUAAAUCUUCCAAGGACAGAGCUGACAUUCCAAUUCGUAUGUUUCGUAUUUAUCGUACGCCACCUUGACCUUCUCGACGGUGUAACCAGUAACGCAAGCAUGGAGCUAGAUUAUGUAUACAAUCUUAUCGCAUCGCUCAAUAUCGUCUAUCACAAACGUUGGAAUCUUCCUAACUUUCUAGUUAAGCACUUCAUAGAUGGCCUUUCGCGAUUUUCAAAAACCGUUACAUUUGAAAAGAGUUUCCCCGACCCGGAGAAAAAGAUAAAAGCGAUUCUUUCCACCGCCUCAACUACUGCUCGUGUGAAUGAGGCGAUCGCAAACAUAUUUGGCCGCCUGCCGCCCACGGUACAACGAAUCCAGUGGAUCCAGAUGCAACCGCACGAGUUUCGCACCAAGUUUAUCUUCCAUCAGCAGCUGGGCAUCCUUAAGGACCGUUUCAUCGUGACAGGCGACGAUGUGUUGAUUCAUUCGCUGUUGACCAUUUUCAAACCGGAUACGCUCAUCAAGGUGCUCUCAACCAAACAAGCUUCUCCAAUUGCUCGUCGGAAUGCAUCGGUGCUGCUUUCGAAACGCUCGUUGGCGGAGUCUGCGUUGCAGAAGGUCAUGCUGGAAAUAGCUCGUUCGCAAGAGCAGCAAUCGAAUAAUGUCGGUGCAAUAUAUGACUGGGUGCGGGCGGUACACGGAUCCGUCCAGACGAUCACCGAUGGAUCGAAACGGAUGCUCUGGAAUACACUGGCCACUAUAGACCAGACGGCGCCCCGUAGCGAUGAACAGCGAUUGUUGCUAGUGGAUACGAAAGCUAGCCUACUGGUUAGUAUGAUGUUCAUGAUGAAAGACAAGGUUGUAGAAUUGCAAAUCGAAAGCACCAGAGGCGGCACUAGAACUUCUGCACUUAAGAGGAAACUUUCGAAACAGAGAACGGAAGAGACAAAGAAAGCAUUUUCGCUACCCUUAUAAAUAUUUGAAAUUUAAUACACUUGACUUAAUUAAUUUGAUUUGA